Molecule: messenger RNA, 1863 nt
Organism: Penicillium bovifimosum
Lineage: Eukaryota; Fungi; Ascomycota; Eurotiomycetes; Eurotiales; Aspergillaceae
Product: putative AP-3 adaptor complex subunit mu
Exons: 3
Coding region: 1-1863 (620 amino acids)
Biological process (GO): endocytosis; intracellular protein transport
Cellular component (GO): cytoplasmic vesicle; clathrin adaptor complex
Source: RefSeq, a predicted model, not a curated record
AUGAGCGGCGAGAUUGAUGCCGUCUACAUAUAUGACGAGCUAAACGUCCCUCUCGUCGAACAUGUAUAUCGUUCCCGCCCGCCCUCGGCCUCCGCCAUCCUGCCCCUCUACCUCGCCCAUGCCGCUCCACGCCCUUCCUUGCUAUACUUUCCAAGCACUUCGCCCCCGGUAACGGUCUUUUCAACCGUCGAGGCGAAUCUGUUGUUUCUUGCAAUAAGCGAAGUCGAUACAGAGCCGCUCCUGGCGCUGGAGUUCCUGCACCGCGUGAUCGACGUGCUCGAGGACUUUGUUGGCGCACCGCUCCUAUCAACCAAGAUCCAAGCCAACUAUGACGUCGUGGCGCAGCUUCUCAAUGAGAUGUGCGAUGGGGGUACGGUCUGCAAUACCGAACCCAAUGCAUUGCAGGAGGUUGUCGAGGUUCCUGGGUGGAUGGGGAAGCUGUUAGGUGGAAUCGGAGUGCCUAGUACAUCUACGGCAACGUUAGGAUCUGCUAAUCCUUUGAAGCAAUCACUCGCCGCCGCCAAAGUAUCACAAGGGCCAGCCAUUCCUUGGCGACGGCCAGGUGUACGCCAUACUUCUAAUGAGCUAUAUGUCGACAUCAUUGAAUCUCUUUCGGUGACGAUGGCUCCUUCGGGGCGGUUACUGUCUGCAUUGGUGUCAGGGACUAUUGCGUUUACUGCGAAGAUAUCCGGAGUCCCGGACCUGCUACUCUCGUUAUCGGCACCGGGUGGCCAGCAUGCGCUAGCCCGCAAGAUCGAACUACCGAUGUUUCAUCCAUGUGUUCGACUGACUCGAUGGAAGGAACGGCCGGGGGAGCUCAGUUUCAUACCACCUGACGGGAGGUUUAUAUUGGCUGGGUAUGAAGUGGAUCUCCUGCCCAUAGAUCCCGAUCUAGAUGAGUCCCCAAGCCAUAUGGAAAAGGUCUUUUUACCCGCCAUUGUGGAUAUUCGCAAAUCACUGGGGCCGACUGGCUCCGAAUUCGAGGUGCGACUGACGUUGAAUACAAAUUUCCCGGGCCAAAGCUCAUCGUCGCGGCCUGGAGCUACACGGAGUGGAUCUGGCACAUCAACGCCGUCAUUCUUAGGUGGUGGUGGAAGCUCUGGGCCUGUACUCGAAGAGGUUGUCGUCAGUGUACCGAUCUCUAAGUCUAUCCGCCAUAUCACGGACAUGCAGGCCAGCCGCGGUGACGCUCAAUUCGCACCGGCAAGCGGGCUCCUUGAGUGGCGCAUUCCGACCGGAAAGGAUGCUGGAUCAUUGUCUGGUACUGCAACACUGCGCUGCACUGUAUCGGGCUACCCAUCAGUCGACGACGACUUGGACGAGAGCUUCGACGACGCCGAUGAAGACGCCAAUGCCAACCUCCUGCAAGGCUAUUACGAGGAACCUACCUCCUACAACGAUGCAUCCGCGAGCACAUCGAAGAAAAGCCGAUCCUCCGACCCAUCCAAGCGCAAAAAGAAAAAGAAGAAGUCAACAAAGAAAUCAUCUCGCUCCGCUGCCCUGCAAUCCGAGGAGGUAGAAGAAGAUCCCGUCGCAACUACCAUCUCAUCUUCGCAUCACUCCAAACCUCAAGCGACCCCACCUGCCCCCCAAACUCAAUCUAAUGCCCACCUCCCCUCAUUCUUCUCCCCCUCAUCAACAUCCCGCCCCGCACGCAGAACCAGAGCCCAGGUCAACGCAAGCUUGAUGCCCAACUCGGCAUCAGUAUCCUUCUCCGUGCGAGGCUGGCUCCCCUCCGGUAUCAAAGUGGACAGUCUUAAUAUCGAUCAGCGCCGCAGUCGCGGGCUGGGCGAGAGCGUCAAGCCGUACAAGGGCGUCAAAUAUCUGUGCGUAAGCAACCGCGGCGUGGAACGGCGCUGCUGA